Oncorhynchus mykiss (rainbow trout) is the source of this 3464-nucleotide messenger RNA. It is a transcript of the gene ntrk1, whose product is annotated as neurotrophic tyrosine kinase, receptor, type 1. Gene Ontology annotation, molecular function: transmembrane receptor protein tyrosine kinase activity; neurotrophin receptor activity; neurotrophin binding. Gene Ontology annotation, biological process: positive regulation of neuron projection development; positive regulation of kinase activity; positive regulation of phosphatidylinositol 3-kinase/protein kinase B signal transduction. The record is from RefSeq and is a predicted model, not a curated record. Gene Ontology annotation, cellular component: signaling receptor complex; axon; plasma membrane. NCBI's taxonomy places the organism in Eukaryota, Metazoa, Chordata, Actinopteri, Salmoniformes, Salmonidae.
GGGAGUGAGGGUGGGGAGGCUGCAACCCACCAGCAUCCCCAGGGCCCCUUGCCUGCCUCGCUCCUGCUGCUCGCUGCUGCUGUGGCUCAAUACCAGAGACUCCUGGCUGGGAUCACAACCCUGCGAGUCAGCCCAGAGAAGAUCUGCUUUGUGUGGAGCCUUCCAGUCUGUUCUCCUGUUUAGUUCUACUCUGUCUCAGUCUGCACUGACAACUUUCUGAGCUGCCUCUCCGCAAUCUCCAUCAUCAUGGCAGUGGUUGUGGGUUCUGCUCCAUGGGUAGCCCCAAUGGCUCAGGUACUACUGGCAAUCACCCUGGCAGUACCAGCCCUGGGAGGGUGCCCAUCUGCCUGCCGGUGCUCCUUCGCCAUGCUGCAGUGCCUGGAGCCCAAUGGCAUUGCCACUAUACCCGCGUUGGCACUACAGGAGAGCGAGAACGUCACGGAAAUUUACAUCGAAAAUCAAGCCGACCUGGAGAACAUCACAGAAGUAGACCUUGCCAAUUAUAGAGAGUUGAAGAAUCUCACGGUCACGUUCUGCAGGCUGGCGUACAUCUCGGCGAAUGCUUUCCAACACAACCUCAAGCUCCAAAAUGUAAACCUGGCAUCUAACUCCCUGGAGCAUAUCAGUUGGAAGGUGUUCCAUUUUCUUCCCCUGCUCAACCUGGUUUUGAGGGACAACCCCCUUGAAUGCUCCUGUGAUAUCCAUUGGCUGCAGCAAUGGCAGCUUAACGACCACAGUGACCUCGACAACCAACCGCUACAAUGCUUCUCAAAUGGCCAUGCCCUACAGUUAGACUCCUUAGAGAUGGAGAAUUGCACUGUACCGGAUGUCGCCAUUGUCCAUGCCAACACCAAGGUCCAGGAGGGAGGCAACCUGACAUUUGUGUGUCAGGUGACAGGAGUGCCCAUGCCUGUAGUGAGGUGGCGCACGAAUAAACUGCUGUCUCGCUAUACUGUACAGGAGAGGUUCUGGGGCUCCACUUUGGAGCUGGAGUUGCAGCUGUGGAAUAUGUCCUCAGAAGACAACCUGCACAACUUGACCUGUGAGGCAGAGAACCGGGCAGGGCCUGGGGAAGAGAAAGUGACGUUGGACAUUGAAUUUCCAUCCAAAAUCAUAUUCCUGCACAACGCUGAGCAACAGCACCACUGGUGUUUCCCCUUUAAGGUGGAUGGGAACCCUGAGCCAACCAUCCGCUGGCUUUUCAACGGCUCCAACCUGACCGAGGGCCUUUACACCUACACACAGUUCAUUCCCGACUCGGACGACGGCUCUGUGAAGCACGGUUGUCUAUUUCUCAACAAGCCCACCCACCUGAACAACGGCCUCUACACCAUCAUCGUGGGGAACAGACUGGGCGUGGACCAAGCCACGGCCACAGGGAUGUUCAUGGACAACCCCUUUGACCCCUUUGAUCCUGAGGGCAUCAUCCCAGUCCUUGAAGAAAGUGAUCCACUUCCCACCAACAAAUCUAAUGAGGAUGUCACUGAGAACACGGAGAGCAGAGUGUUUGGGGUGUCAGUGGCAGUGGGUUUGGCUGUGUUUGCUUGCGCCUUCCUCCUUAUUAUGGUACUGGUCAUCAACAAGUGCGGCCAGCAGUCCAAGUUUGGUAUUCACCGUUCAUCUGUCUUGGGAACAGAGGAUGAUCUUGCUGUGUCACUGCGUUUCAUGAACUUUGGGACCAGCCCUCCUUCCUCUGACGACUCUGGCAUGUCCAGCUUUGUGGAGAACCCCCAGUACUUCUGUGGCAUCUUCAAAGACAAAGACAUGUGUGUGCAACACAUCAAAAGACAGGAUGUAGUUCUGAAGUGGGAAUUGGGUGAGGGGGCGUUUGGCAAAGUCUACCUGGCAGAGUGUGCCAACCUCAGUCCGGACAGUGACAAAAUGCUGGUGGCCAUCAAGACUCUGAAGGAUGCCAAUGAGUCGACCCGGCAGGACUUCCAGAGAGAGGCUGAGCUGCUCACAGUGCUCCAGCACCAGAACAUUGUUCGCUUCUAUGGAGUGUGUACAGACGGAGAGCCACUGGCGAUGGUGUUUGAAUACAUGAGACAUGGAGACCUCAACCGCUUCCUCAGGGCGCACGGUCCAGAUGCCCAUAUCCUGGAGGAGGUGAAGAUGCCCCCGUUGGGCCAGCUCACUCUUCCCCAGAUGCUGCACAUCGCCGCCCAGAUCGCUUCAGGCAUGGUCUACCUGGCCUCCCUUCACUUCGUGCACCGGGACCUGGCCACACGAAACUGCCUGGUGGGAGAUAUGGGAGAGGGUCUGAUGGUCAAGAUAGGAGACUUUGGCAUGUCCCGGGACAUCUACAGCACAGACUACUACAGGGUAAAGGUGGGUGGGCGUACGAUGCUUCCUAUUCGCUGGAUGCCUCCGGAGAGCAUCAUGUACAGGAAGUUCACCACGGAGAGUGAUAUCUGGAGCUUUGGAGUGGUCCUCUGGGAGAUCUUCACCUAUGGGAAACAGCCCUGGUACCAGCUCUCCAACAGUGAGGCUAUCGAGUGCAUUACACAGGGCCGGGAGCUGGAGAGACCACGCACUUGCCCCAAAGAGGUGCACGGCCUGAUGCAGGGCUGCUGGCAAAGGGAGCCCCAGCAGAGGCUGGUCAUCAAGGACAUCCACAGCCGCCUCCUUGCCCUUGUCAAGAGCCCCCCUAUCUACCUGGACAUCCUGGGGUAGAGGUUGGGAGGUCUGGCGCUGGGGCAGUGUCCAGGCAAGGGGAAGUAGGGGAACUUACGGUCAGGGAUGACGGGUAUUGGGAAGGGGUGGGAGUUAGGUAAAGGACUGUGCGAUGGCAAUCCUGAACUUAAGCAUUGCCGUCAUUUACCUCUAUUGGUCUUAAACACACCGACACCCCCUCUGAUUGGAUAUUUGCUCAGGCCAGACUUAGCAAGGAUCUGAUCGGUACCAUUGGGUUGGGAAGGGAGUAGGGUGAAGUUGCUCCUAGAUGCUGAUAUUGGGUAUUUUUGGGCCACUAAUGGUUACAGAUCGGAGUGGGGGAGGGGAAGCUGAUCCCAGAUCUGUGCCUCAGAGAAACUUUACCCUGAAGCGACGGGAAGACUAUGAAGAUGGGGGUUACUUCCUACUUCCCGGUCACUGUUUUUUAACCCUAAAGCUGGACAUACUGUACGGACACUGGCAACAUCCAUGCUGCUUCAGCUUUGCCUACUACCCCAGCUCGCCUCGUCUCAUGACGACCCAGCCCCAACUCUGUGUGCCGCUGACUGGGAGCGGGAGGAAAAGAACGAGCCAGCGAAGAUCUAUCAAGUGUUUACUGUGAGUGAGUGUUUUAUUGUGUGACUGAACGGGUGUUGUCCUGAUGAAGGGUUUUGCAUGAUUGGAGGAAUGCAGACUAUACAGUGCCUUUGGGAAUGUAUUCACACCCCUUGACUUCUUCCACAUUUUGUUACAUUACAGUUUUAUUCUAAAAUUGAUGAAAUCGUUUUCCCCCUCAUCAAUCUACACACAAU